AAACCAGCGUGGCGCCCAACAGAGGAGGAAGGCUAUAACACCUACGAGCUACACGCUGCUCCUCCACGUCUCUAUCAGGCUCGAAAGAUACACGCCCUGUUUGUCCUCCCCGGAAGUAAGCGCAACGAGACUCUUGUUGGCAAAACGUUCUGCAGAUCUCUUGGAGCAUUGCCGACCGCGAAGCUAAAGCAUGUCCUCGAGCGCCAUGGUGGAGGAUCCCGCUCGGCCGCCGGCCGACGUCGAUGACAUCGAGAAGCUGGCCAUGGCCAACCUGGAUCCCGCGGUGCAGACCUUUAUUCAGACCGGAUACGGCCGGGGCCUGACAGUGCGCGAGAAUCGCGAAGCCUUCGACAGGUGGCGAUUUCUACCCAAAGUGCUCUCGGGAUCCUCGCAGAGGAACACCCAGACGACGCUGCUGGGCAGAGUCGUGUCCAUGCCCGUCGGCAUCGCUCCGACGGCGGCCCACUGCAUCGUGCAUCCCGAUUCAGAGAUCGCAGUUGUAAGAGCGGCUCGUGAAGCAAAGGCCGUGAUGGCUGUCAGCGUGGUGCACUCCGCUUCGCUGGAAGAGAUAGCAGCCGCCGCAGGCCCCGACGCCGUCCUCUGGGCACAGCUGGAUAUUCGCAAGGACCGCUCCAUAACGCUGGAGGAAGCCCUGCGUGCACAGCGCUGCGGCUUUGCAGCGCUUGUCGUGACGCUAGACGCUCCCCUCGUCGGACGCAAAGCCGCACCCGGGGUCACUGACCCAGUGAGAGAAGCCUUCGGAGAGACCUUCUCGCGCCUUCGUGGUGGCGCGCCCGGCCAUGAGUGGGACCCCUGCCAGAGCUGGGAUGACAUCGACUGGCUGCGCAGUAAAGUCGACCUGCCUGUAGUCAUCAAGGGCACCCUCAGAGCCGAUGACGCUGUUGAAGCUGUGGAUCACGGUGCUUCCGCAAUCGUCGUGUCCAACCACGGUGGUCGUUACAUGGACGGCGUUCCUGCUACGCUGGAGGUGCUGCCGGAGUUGGUGCGUGCCGUGAGUGGCCGCUGCGAAGUCUACAUGGACGGCGGCGUCCGGUGUGGCGGCGAUGUGGUCAAAGCGUUGUCCCUAGGCGCUAGAGCAGUGUUCAUCGGCCGGCCAAUCCACUAUGGUCUGGGAUACAAGGGCCAGCAGGGAGUCACCGAGGUGCUCGAGUGCAUCCGCCGGGAGCUCGACAACUGUCUCGCGUUAAUAGGUUGUUCGAACGUGGAAAAGCUGCACCCUGGCUUCCUUAGGCGCAACUCCAUUUCCAUCCACGAGUACACCGGCUCUACAUCACACGCUGCUGCUACAACUUUCUCUUCAUGAAAAAUAGAAAUAGAAAAGCUACGCGCCUUAAAGGCCAACUGCUACAAAAUUUUCGACCCCGUGAAUUACCUAAAAUCGUAUAGCGCAGAUAUAGAACAGCUUCCGUGCAAAAUUUUGCCUUUGAAAUACGAGUAGAUGCGUCACGGAAAGGUAGCAAAAAUAGUCGUUUU
This is a messenger RNA of Dermacentor silvarum, 1494 nucleotides long. Its product is annotated as 2-Hydroxyacid oxidase 1. Lineage: Eukaryota; Metazoa; Arthropoda; Arachnida; Ixodida; Ixodidae. The coding region runs from base 191 to 1324 and encodes 377 amino acids. The transcript has 8 exons. Gene Ontology annotation, molecular function: FMN binding; oxidoreductase activity. The record is from RefSeq and is a predicted model, not a curated record.